AACAUGAGGCCUCCCCUUUAAGAGGGCGGAGCCACGGUUAUGGCGGCGGCUUCGAAUGCCGCCCUGGACACACACUCUUAAGCCUCUUGGCGACUUCCUCUCAACUUCCGCUGUGGUCUUAGAGACGCUUCUCUCAGGCCCUGCUUCGGGUGUACGGCCGGCCACAGUGCCCCACUUACAUCUGGGUCGAGUUGGAGGUGGACCCUUGGGUCUGGUACGACCGGGCCAGUCCACCCGCCCGAGCGCGACCGUCGUUAUGAUGUGUAGUUUUCAGAAGCUGUUUGCUGUGGAAGAGGAGUUUGAAGAUGAGGACUUCUUAUCUGCCGUGGAGAAUGCAGAGAACCACUUUUCCGGUGCACUACCUGGGAAUGCUGGCCACCUGACACCUGUUUCUUCCAGACCACAGGAGACUCUGCAAGCACAAUCCUCAAGACCGUUGCCGUCAUACCCCACUUCUUCGAGCCGGCCAGUCCCAGGACUCUGUCUCCCUACUCCCAGCAAACUCCAGACCAUCAGGGAUCCACUCUGUUCAGGAGCAGCGUCCCUGAGACCCUCCUGGAUCCCUGGCGGCGGCACGGGCAGUCAUCGAAGAACAGUGCCGGCAAGAGUGCUCCAGGAGUCAUCAGGACCCCAGUCCUCAGCCGCACACUCUGGGCUUGUCUCUGGGAGCCAUCAGCAGGGCAUGGGUGGCUUUGAGGCCCCUGAUCAAGAUGAGUUUGACAAGGCCCUGGCAAGCAUGGAGCUGGAGGGAGCUGGCUUGGAGCUAGAACUUGGAGUUGACAGUGGAGCCACCCAAAUCCUGCCUGUUCAGCACCGUGAAGAUCUUGUAUUGGCGAAAAGGGCCAGAGUGGCUGACCUGAGUGGAUCUUUUCAGAAGGGGCCCAUUGACCGCUGUAGGAAUCCAGGGCCUUCCUUGAGACCCCGAGCUGCAGGCAGCCUUCCUCUCCCAUCUGCCUCAGCAGUUUCCUGUUCAAGAGGCCCCCCUGUUCCUGCACCUCAACCCCUCCAAGUAUCUGGGAGGCCCCUUGAGAGCAUCCCACAGAGUCAUUUGCCUGGUCAGCCAUGCCAGUCUCCCAGAGCUUGGACAAGUGGCACACCCCGUUUUCCUGGACCUCGACGUCCCCACUGCAGCUCUGCAGCUUCUCCUCAGGGACCCUUGCCAUCCCGAGCCCCAGUGUCUUCUGCUGACUCUCCGGUCAGCACCCCCAGAGGUGCUUCCGCCCCAGCUCCUCAGCCAGCUCUGCAGACACCUAUAGUCACCAAUCACCUGGUUCAGCUUGUCACUGCUACCAACCGGACACCCCAGCAGCCCUCCCACCCCUCCAUUCGAGCUAAAGCCCGCCGCUUCCCUGGCCCGGCAGGACUUUUGCCCCACCAGCACAGCGGGAAGAAUUUGGAGGAGAUCAUGGUUUCCACACCCCAGACUCCGACUCAUGGUGCUCUGGCUAAACUCCAGACUGAGAUUGUUACUAGUUCCCAGGGAUCAGUGGAAGAAGAUUUUGGGCACGGGCCGUGGCUCACCAUGAAGUCUGCUCUGGGCCUGGACGAUAGAGACCCCACCUGCUUCCUGUAUACCUACAGUAUUGUCAUGGUGCUGCGCAAGGCAGCCCUCAAGCAGCUCCCCAGGAACAAGGUCCCCAAAAUGGCAGUGAUGAUCAAGUCCCUGACUCGGAGCACAAUGGACGCCAGUGUGGUUUUUAAGGAUCCCACAGGAGAGAUGCUUGGGACAGUGCAUAGGGUACUUCUGGAGACACAUCAGAAUGAGCUGAAGCCUGGCUCGGUGCUGUUGCUGAAGCAGAUCGGAGUGUUCUCUCCUUCGCUCAGAAACCACUACCUCAACGUGACACCCAACAACCUGGUCCAUAUUUACAGUCUAGAUUCUGGGGAUGGGGACUUCCUCAAGCCACCUCAGCCCUUGCCGAAGGAUCCAGGAAGCUUCCAUGGAAACCUCCAGCCUGAUGUGGCUGCAGAGCCCACACAGGGCCUCAGAACAGCACAGAACCCAGCGGUGUCUUCUGAGGAAGAGCUCCCAGAGGCAGAUGACCUGGAUGGACUUCUGAGUGAGCUCCCUGAGGACUUCUUCUGUGAUCCUAGCAGUUGGGACUGUCUCAAGACGGGACAUCCACCGUGAGCUGACGGUCUCUGCCCCGAGACAAGCUCUAGGUGCAUCUGGUCACAUUUGAGGGAGAGAAAGCCAGUGCAGCUGGAAGCCAGACAAACUCAUGUUCUGAUGCCUCCUCACGGCCCCCUUCCCCAAACCCCCAAGUGAUGGACCAGACAGUGCUGCUGUGGCCUGACAGCUCCCUCUGCAUGGGCAUCCUGGACCUCUGAGCAAGCCUAGCUCUCCAGCCUCCCUGUGCUGUGGUGGGCACAUCGUCCCCCAGCCAACAGGAAAAGUAUGAUCUCCACUACCUUAACUUCAGAGAUGUUGGCCUGGUUUCCUUGUCCUUUUAUUCCUCAGUCCCCUGACAGCAGAGGAGCCACAGCCACAGCAAAGGUGACCUAAGGCAGUAGCUAACGCGUCCUCAAGGGUGGUGGUGGAAUACAGGCUAUUGUACCUGGUUCUGAAAUAAAGCAGCCCCUCCUCAUCUGCUA
Mesocricetus auratus (golden hamster) is the source of this 2595-nucleotide messenger RNA. It is a transcript of the gene Hrob, whose product is annotated as homologous recombination factor with OB-fold. Bases 56 to 2131 code for a protein of 691 amino acids. The record is from RefSeq and is a predicted model, not a curated record. The transcript has 10 exons. Gene Ontology annotation, biological process: recombinational repair. NCBI's taxonomy places the organism in Eukaryota, Metazoa, Chordata, Mammalia, Rodentia, Cricetidae.